Messenger RNA from Cylicocyclus nassatus, 700 nucleotides. The record is from the annotation of a GenBank genome assembly. Lineage: Eukaryota; Metazoa; Nematoda; Chromadorea; Rhabditida; Strongylidae.
GGUAGCAACAUGCUUCUACUAAUCGUUGCGAUAGCAAUUUGUAUCCUUCUGUAUGUCUAUCUACAGCAACAGGCCAAAAAAGGCGAGCAACCUGAAAAAGAAUCUGUAGUAACUGCACAACCUCCGCCGACUGCGGCUGAACAAAAAGCACCCGUAACCGCCAAACCUCCACCUACUGCGGCUAAACCUGAAGAAAAAGGCCCAGAAGCAGGCGAAGCUGAAAAGCCAUCCGAAGACGUCAUUACUGCGAAAGAAGUAGUUGACCAGCCUACCGCAGGUGUCACCACAGCGAAAGAAGUAGUUGACAAGCCCUCAGAAGACGUAGCGACAGCAAAGCGAAUUCCAGAUGAGCCAACUACCGGAGUGUCAACUGCACAAGGAAUAGUGGACAAGCCCACAGAAGGCGUGAAAACAGCAAAUGAAAUUGUCGACCAGCCAACCAAGGAUGUGAACACAGCGCAAGAAAUUGGCUCUAAGCCUCCAGAAGACGCGAACAAAGCCAAAAGUAACGCACAAGAGUCAUCUUCUAGCGGCGGAGAUGGAGGAAGCGCUGAAGGAAAACAAUCAGAAUCGAAAAGAAAACGAAAGAAAAAAAGAAAGUCGAAGAAAUCCAGAUCAAAGAAAAAGGGGAAAAAGAGUAAAAAGAGCAAGAAGGCUUCGGAAGUUCCAUAAUCAUGUAGCACCUAUUUUAUUUCGUGCC